UCUAUCUCUGUUUGUUCGCGCUAACGCUGAAAGAGAAAUAGCCUAUGAAAGCCUGCCGGCAACCGCGGCGGUUCCAUAAACCUAGCACACUCAACACACUACCAGUUCGCUCAGCCUCAUCGAUACUGGUACAAAGACCUCGGCCGUUCAGAACAACUUGCUUCAUAACAGCAGGAAAGACCUCAAUAGAGCAGGACAAAAAAAAGAUGUCUGGCGCAACUAACGCUUAGCAACAGUUGGUCGGAGGGGAACACCCCGAACCGGACAGUAUCAAUGAUCUUUCUAUAUAAACUAUCACAGCUGGAUUACUACUACUUCAAUCGUUUUCAAGGAGAACUUAAAUUGUAUCAAGUGCUAAAUAGGCAACUUGGCUCUUUAAGCGUACAUCAAGGAGUUCUAGCUGUGUGUCCGUCGAGCGGGUGUGUGGUUUCACAGAAUUUGUUAGCUUGAGUUUCCAGUGUAAACUGAGAUGAAGGGGGGCUAUGUCGUGACAACUGAAUAGAGAGUCUACGGGGCUUACGGCUGUACAAGUUCUGUAUUCGUUAACUUUAGAUCACGCUACUUUGCUUAUCGCAAUGGAAAGAUUGUCAAUGUAACGAGUUCAAAGACGAUCGCUUUUGCGUAAGCGCCCUACAAGCUGUAUGGAUAACUUCUGGGUCGGUGGAUAACUCAGUGCUGUGUUUUUUCAUAACUGAUUGGAAUAUUUUCGGGAGUCGCUAUGAGAGCGAAGACAAUUGUCAUCCUGACUUCGGUCUGUGCACUGCUCGCCACCACCGCUGGCACGCCGAACAAAUGGAAAAAGUCCGCUGUAAAAGGAGAUGAUGCCGACGAUCUUGAGGAUGAAGAUGACGAAUCUGACGCACCAUCAGAUACAGAAACUUCGCCGUUACUUCUCCAUGAAAUCAACGCGGGCCCCUCAAUCGAGAUCCAUCCACAGGAAUUGGAAGUGCCUCUACAUCAGUCUCCCAAAGACAACUCCGGUGACCUAGAAGAAAGUCACUAUCUUACGUGUGCGGCGGAUAAUGCUCUCGCGGUUCGUAUGUUUUGUGCGACCACGCAUCCGUCCAACAAAGACCCAGCUCGAAGCAAAAACAAAGACAGCUUUGACCACGCGGGUGCAGAUCACAGCCCAGUUCUAGUUGCGGACCAACAAGUUACUGCUGCGCCAAUCGGUGACACAACGAACAUUUUGAUAAUGAACACGUCAGCGACGGUCGACAUUGUAAACCCCAUGACAGGGGUGAGGCAUAACGAAGUAAAGGCCGCUAUGUCACCGGCCGUUCUUCAGCAAUUUCGUCUGACAAAGAAAUCGAGCGUAGCAUUAUAUUGCUUAUGUGACGCCUGGAACUCAAAGGCUCGAAACAAAUCGAAGGUGGCAACCGUUAAAUUUAGACCUGCUGUUGAAAAAAAGGCCGACAAAAGCCUACGACGAGUAGUCCCCUUAGGAGAAAAGGUACUGCUCGAAUGUCCUCUCGGCUUCAAUGGAAAUACUAAUGACAACCGCGCUGUGUUUUGGCUUUGGAACGAUGCCGAAAUAAUGCUCAACGACAACGUCGAGGUCGAUGCUAAGAAGGGUAGUUUAUUAAUUCUCAAGGUAGGUCUUGCCAACGAAGGAAGCUAUACGUGCGGUGUCCGCGGCAGCGGUGGUGGCAAGGAUCACGUGUCUGCCCGACUUGGCGAAACGGUUAUCAUUGACGUCCGCGCUGAUGGUCAGUGGUCAUCUUGGGGUGCGUGGAGCGAAUGUACGGCGCGAUGCGGACGAGGGCAUCGUACUCGAACCCGAUCAUGCACCAAUCCUCCUGCACGCAAUGGUGGUAGAGAAUGUCCUGGCGACUAUAUGCAUCGUAGCGACUGUCACGCUCGAAAGAAUUGUCCUUCUGACAAGGAAAAUGUCGAUAUCCAUUCCGUCCCACAAUGGAGUGCAUGGAGUGAUUGGUCAGUUUGUGGGCACGAUUGCAAACAACACAGACAGCGUUGGUGCAGAAGUGGUAGCAGACUUGAAUUGAGCGAACAACAACAGCAGCUGGAACAAUACGAAAGUAGUAAAUUAAGUGGACAUCAUCUGAGUGGCAGUCACCUCCAGCGUCAAGCAGGCGCUAACGUUUAUGCCUGCCCAGGGCAGGAUCACAUGUCGACGAAUUGCACAGGAGGAAAGUGCCCGCUAGACUUCAAUAAUAGCUUUCCUCCGUUAAUACCACAGAACGGUGUCGACAAUUUACUUAACAAUAACAAUCAUUAUCUACAAGAUCAACAACUGUCACCGACGCAUGAACACGGUUUUGUCGUUGCUAAUUUUGGCAGUGUUCAGGCAGUCGUACUGGUUAUUGGAAUGGCACUUGCAGCUGUCAUUCUUGCAUUCACAUUUCUUAUUGCCUUGCGUUUUUGGCCUCGCGAUGUCGUGGGUUCUGGGGAUAAACGACAACCUCCCUUACCACUGCGUAUGACUUAUACCACAAUACCUGUUUCAGGGCUAUCUAGCGUCCCCUCCGAUGUGACAGCUAGCCUGGACCGGGAUCCUCGUUUGCACGAAUUCUUCACCGAAAGGCGGUUAGAUUCUGGAGUUUCAGUACCACUUCUUCAGCAAGCGUAUACAACGCCUAACAAUGGUAAUAUACCGAUGAUGCCCUCUCAAACACGAGCGAACUUUUUCAAUCUUUCGGGGACCCCGAGUUCCACUGGAAAGACACACAGAAGUGAUUCAGAAUCUCAACAGAGCGGACACCCAUGUUCCGAUUAUGGAACACCCGGUUCAACCUCGGAGUAUGACCUCAUAUAUGAUACGAUUCCCGAUGAAAUAACUGAAAACGCCAGCUCAACUGGGGCUGGAUCUGUUAGGGAUCAACCAUGCGGUGAGAAUUUUCUGCCCUUAAAGUCAGCUAAAGAGCAUCAGAUCUCGUGGAUGACAGUCGGACCAGAAGGGGGCCGCCUCGGUUUAGAAAGACUCGGAAUAUGGCUUACUGUGCCCCCUAAUGCUAUACGCCAUGGUCGGUGGGAUAUCUACGUGGCUGUUUUGGACGAAGCUGAACUUGACUUGUCCAUGAAACUUCGUGAAGAUCAAUGUGUUCUUAGCGCAGUCAUUCAGUGCGGCCCUUCCGACGUCCCUUUAGUGAGGCCCUUGAUACUUUCGUUUGACCAAUGCGCACACGCUUUCGCCGAAAAAUGGACUUUAUAUUUACUCGGUGCUGACGAAGGAACAGAUGCUCACAAACAGCCCAUCUGGAGAAAAAGGGUGUCCUUGGACUCACCGGAGGAACACGGUGAUAUCCUGUGCCAUAAAGAUGGCCGUAUUUGCCAUGUUCAAACCGACCAGCUUGGCCGAUUCGUACUUUGUGGUGAGUCUAAAGUCGGAUCCUAUGCUGCCAAAUCCAUGGUUUUACUAACGUUCCUCACAAAGCGACGAGGUCUUUCGCAGGCUGAACGAACCCUUAAAGUGUAUUGCGCCGAGGAUACGAAAGCGGCAACCGAAGCCAUUCUUCGAUUAGAGCAAGAAGAUUCUACGCUCGUCGAAACUCCCAAAUCAAUCCUUUUGCAUGACGGAGGAGCGAAUCUAUGUUGCGCACUAGAAGAGCUUUCUUUGCCGCAAAACUGGACCUUGAAAUCGUUUAGCCUACAGGAGAUACCCUUUUCACGAGUCUGGAAGUCGAGCGUGGGAGUGCACUGCUCAUUUUCGCUGCUCAGUUCAUCAUUAUCUGCGCGUGAAGCACCUCUCGAAUGUCGAGUCACCGUGUAUCAGAGAGGCAACCAGUCGUAUCGACAGAUGCUUAGCAUCAGUUCCUCUACCGUGUCUCCUGUUUACAAAAAUUUGGCUCCACAGAGCGUAGAGUGUGUGGCAACCAACGGGAGUCGAGGAUCACCUGUUAUUCAACAGCCGGUAGAAGGCAUCCGUCUGACGCCAGAGGCGCGAGGUCGAUUGUGCGCGUUGUUAGACGCUCCCACUAGUGAUGGUCCUGGCGACUGGGCGAAACUAGCCGUACGCCUUGGACUAGAACGAAAUAUGGGUUAUUUUGCAUUGAAGGCGAGUCCUACGGCUUGUCUAUUGGACUUAUGGGAGGCUCAUCAUCGUGAAGACAGUGCCCCCACGAGUUUACUAACACUUCUGAGGAACAUAGGCCGACCUGAUGCAGUAACUGCUAUAGAGAAGCUUCUUGGAGCCUGGGUCUGAGUCAGCGAAAACCAAUUGAUAACGAUAUUGCAAUUAGUGGCAUAUUGAAAGUACUCUUUUCAAUUCGCGAAAAAUAAUUCAGAGGGUAAGAUUUUUACCUUAAAAAUGGCUGACAAGCGUGUGUUCUGAAGCUUGUUUUGAGUCAAACCUUACGGUCUGCAUGAACACAGACACGAAUGUCAAACUUACCUAUGAAGUCGUCUACAACAAAUGGAAGCAAUAUACUCGUUUGAUUCUAUGCGAUAUAACACAGACGAACGACACAAAACAGAGCCCAUACAUGUACUACAUGGGCUGACAUUUUGUAUAGUCUACUAUAGAUCAAUGUUACGAUUUUAUUUUGAAUAGCAGAAUAUACAUAUGAAAUUACCGUCGGAACACGCGAUCUGUUAUGAGUGUUUAUCUAUGCUGACAGAACAUUGUAGAUACAAUAUAUGGCUGCGGAACGUACGCGAUAUACCUCAUUUCUGUAAAGCAGAACGAGUUAGGCAAAAGAGAAUGAAAGGAAUGGUGCUUGCGAAGUUACUUGCAAUUUUGUGGUAAUGCACGAGCAGAGAAAUGUAUUUAAAACAUAAAAGUUAAGAUCCUUUCAUGGGUGUUGAUAUAGUGAAAUUAUAUUGAGCGAUAUCAUUAUUACAUAGACAAGGAAGAACUCAUUUGUAUGAAUGGUGUACAUAUGUACAUAAGAAAGAGCAAGUCUGUACAGGUAAGAUAAUGUGGGCUUAUACCCAUAUAACAGAUACAUGUACUAAUAAGAAUGACGCAUAUUAAUUUCGUCAGAUCGUUUUAAAUGUAUUCCAUUUUAGGUAGGGUACAAGCUAACGUAGCUUGACUAGAAUAUUUAUUGUCUUUUUUAAGAUUAAAGAUCUUUAAAUAAGCAGAAAUUGCAAUUUGAGAGAAGAUGCUAAGCUUGCUCUGGAAAUCGCCUUAGAUAUACCAAGAUAUUGAGUAUAACACUUCAGUUUGACCAACUGAACCUUGAACAGCUCCAACGGAGUGGAAGCUCGUCCAUUAACUACUGUCUAGAUAUGAAUCUCAAUAUUAAAAAACAAAAGCAGAAACUAAGUAAAUCUGCACAGGUCCUACAGCAUCUCUUCCAGAUUUUCGAAACGUACAAAGCCUAUGUGACUUGACGAACACGCUCAGACUUGGAGGCUUUCGUACAGAGGGCAACACGAGAUUGCAUUGGUGUCACCGUAAAAAGUGCUCGACACAACGGCAACAGUAACUCUAAUGCCAAAUUAAACUAGAGAUGAUAAUAGCAGAAGUUUCUUAAUGAAACCACAAGUACGAAAGCGCUUCAAUUUGUAUAUGCCGUAUCGUUGGAAAGCUUUAAGCUUAUAAGUCUUCCGUGCACUCAACCAACUCAAUCUAGAUAAUCGCCGUGAUGUCCUCAGCUGCAUUUGGCACAAACCCUGUGUUGUGGCAAUUGAUAUGGCUUCCCCGAAAAAAUGGCGCAUUCCCCCAAAUUACCUGUUAUAGCCAAAGUGAUACAAGACUACCUAAUCUGGCAAAUAACUAUUCAGGACGCCACCCCCGCUCGGACUCUCACACCCUGCAGCAAGGUGAAAAAUUCAGCCAGAACGAUUCAUGUGAUUGAGACUGAGAGAAGGCGCAUUUAGUGAAAAGGAUGCAGGAUUAAUAUUCAGAUGCUUAAGUUGGGAUCUAUAUAAGCAGACCUUUUUUGGUGGUUUAGGGCGCGCUCUAACCAUUCUGUUGGCGAAAAAGGACACCCGUUUCGCUCGGCUGUGUAUAGAGUAAAUGCAAGCACCUUUUCUGUAUACUGUGUCAAUUCCAAUGAGCUCUGUUACCGUGUAAGGGAGACAAAAGUAUAAAGUUCUGCCACUUAGUGAUAUCGGGCGAUGGUUUUGUAUGAAGAUGGGACCAGUGACAUUACGGGCCUGCUGCAAAGUCCGGAAAGCAACGAUCACAAUCCGAGCCAAACUGAGAACCACAAGGACGACUUCCCUAUUGAAGAGCUAGUACGGCUCGUACGGGCUACUCCGUUCCUGUACGACAAGAGGCGUCGGUCGAACAGAAACACGCAGCUGAAAGAGGCGCGUUGGGCUGAAAUCGGUGGAUACUUCAGGAUGACUGGUGCUGAAGUGAGCCGAAAAUGGACCAGUGUUCGUGAUAGAUACAAACGACUGUUCAACAGAGUGAUGCAGCAAUUGCAACGGGGAGUGUUUUACCGUCCCAUUUGGAAACUCUACUACGUUCUUGAUACUAUGCUGUUUCAUGAAGGAUUACAUGAAGGAGUUUGACAUCGCCUCUAUUCUCUACAGGCCUGAAAACACUCUCGCUGCGAACAGCCUGUCCAGAGGUCAACGGCGCCUCCGCUUUAGCCUUUAGCGUACCAAAAAGGGAAAUCUUUGCUGACGUAGAAAACCUCCCGAGCAACCGGUCAUGCGACUCUUCCGACACAUUGCACCGAUCUCUGCUGAUGAAGACCCUGUGAACGGACUCGUGAACUUAAUGAAAAAAAACAUAAGAGGCUUGAACGCCGAUAAACGCCAGCUGGCCAUAAGUCGAAUCGUUCAGACAUUUUAUGGCAUGGAGAUUGACUGCCUGAUUAAAGAACUGAACAGUCAUGUCGAUAAUUAAACAUUUUCAUGUGCUGGGUAAGCUAAGAAGCAUAAAAUGGAACCACAGUAGAGUAUUUAUCUGUACAUAUCUAGUCUAUAGCCCAGUACUACAAACGUAUGACUAUAACUUACAAGUAUUCUGAUGUAUUGUAGAUAACGAACC
Messenger RNA from Varroa destructor (honeybee mite), 6910 nucleotides. RefSeq names its product netrin receptor UNC5B-like. Lineage: Eukaryota; Metazoa; Arthropoda; Arachnida; Mesostigmata; Varroidae. Gene Ontology annotation, biological process: netrin-activated signaling pathway; motor neuron axon guidance. The record is from RefSeq and is a predicted model, not a curated record. Gene Ontology annotation, molecular function: protein binding; netrin receptor activity. Gene Ontology annotation, cellular component: membrane.